This is a messenger RNA of Eruca vesicaria subsp. sativa (arugula), 798 nucleotides long. The record is from the annotation of a GenBank genome assembly. Lineage: Eukaryota; Viridiplantae; Streptophyta; Magnoliopsida; Brassicales; Brassicaceae.
AUGUUCAUUUCCGACAAACCUCGUCCUAAUAAUUUCUACAAAGACGACAACAACCCCAACCCCUCCACCACCGCACGCGACAUGAUUAUCGAUGAAGAUCUAAACCCUCACAACCACAAUCAUCUCCAGCUUCAACAGAUUCUCGUAGGAGAAAGCAGCAGCGAGGACCACGAAUUUAGUGAUAAAGGUUUUGACGAUCCGAGCAUUUCUUUUGGAUCCGUUGAAGCUAAUGGCAGGCCGGCGUUAAACCUUGAGAGGCGUCUUGAUCAUGAUGGUCAUCCUCUUGCAAUCACUACAGUUGAUGCUGUUGUAGCAAAUGGAGUUCCUCCUUGGAAUUGGAGAGAUACCCCUGGAAACGGUGGUGAUGCUCAUGAUCAGCCUUUUGGUGGGAGAGUCAUAACUGUGAAAUUUGGCGACUAUACAAGAAGAAUCGGUGUUGAUGGCACCGCUGAAGCAAUCAAAGAGACAAUCAAAUCUGCUUUUAGAUUAAGAACCAAGCGGGCGUUUUGGUUAGAAGAUGAAGAUCAGGUUGUUCGUUGUCUUGACCGAGACAUGCCCUUAGGGAACUAUCUACUCCAUGUCGAUGAUGGAUUGGCCAUUAGGGUUUGUCAUUAUGAUGAAUCCAACCAGUUACCAGUCCAUACAGAAGAGAAAAUAUUCUACACGGAAGAAGAUUACCGCGACUUUCUGGCUAGACGAGGGUGGAUAUGUCUACAAGUUGAUGGCUUCAGGAACAUAGACAACAUGGAUGAUCUUCAGUCUGGUGCCGUGUACCGAGGAGUGAGAGAGAGAAUGUGA